ACAGCUCCCCAGUCCUGCUGGAGGAUCUGCUGGAGAUGAGGGCUCCCCUGGUCACCUUGCUGGCUGCUGUCCUCUGUGUGGAACAAGUUUAUCCAUUCAUGUGCUACACCUGCCAAGAGCAGGAGUCCAACAAGGAGUGUUUGACCAUUUCCAUGUGUGCCAAGGAGGACAAACACUGCGUGACCAUCCGGAAGGACGUCGGGACAAAGCCCAACAAACCUAAAUACGUCAUCUCCAAGAUGUGUUCCCCAACGUGUCCAGCAACAGAGCAGCAACAAAUCCAAAGCUCCCAGAACGUUUCCUGCUGUGAGAAACCCCUGUGCAAUGUGAAUGGAGUCAGCAGCAGGCACGGCAGCCGUGGAAUGAUGUCCCUGGCUGUCCUGGCCAGCGCCACUUUCAUCUUUGCACACGGACUGUGACGGGCUUGGGAAGAGCUGAUGGCCCCGUGAUGGCUGAAAUAAAAGUGUUGCUCUGGGAUAACCUCCCCUCUCAAAGAUUCGUGUUUUGUGGUUGAGCUUCCCCCUGGGAUUUUUUGAGAGAGCCUGGGUAAGUCAGGUGCUGAACUCCCAUCGAUUUCCUGAGCCUGCUGGAACCUGAGGUGUCCCCAGACAUCCAGCUCACCUGCGGAAACACACAGAAAAUGGCCUUUUUGACACGUUCAAGCUUCAAAUCAUUGCUGCUCCGAGGAGAUCCUUGAAGGCAUAGUUUUGUCUCUUGCUCUCAAAGCUCUGUGAGGAAUAACAUCCCACCCUGCCUGGAACACAGGG
This is a messenger RNA of Ficedula albicollis (Collared flycatcher), 767 nucleotides long. Its product is annotated as lymphocyte antigen 6E-like. Gene Ontology annotation, molecular function: acetylcholine receptor inhibitor activity. The record is from RefSeq and is a predicted model, not a curated record. The coding region runs from base 36 to 419 and encodes 127 amino acids. Lineage: Eukaryota; Metazoa; Chordata; Aves; Passeriformes; Muscicapidae. The transcript is spliced from 3 exons.